Molecule: messenger RNA, 1362 nt
Organism: Amphimedon queenslandica
Lineage: Eukaryota; Metazoa; Porifera; Demospongiae; Haplosclerida; Niphatidae
Exons: 10
Coding region: 152-1324 (390 amino acids)
Source: RefSeq, a predicted model, not a curated record
UCCCCGGUACCCAGACCAGGCAACCCCGCCUUAUAAAAAUGGCAACUUGGAACCUUAAAUUGAAUCUACUCUAAAACUUUAGUCUGGUGACCAAAUCACAACUGCUAAAAAGAAUCAUUUUUGAAGGUUGAUAGCAAAGAGUUCAUCAAUCAUGCAGACCACAUCAUCUGAAGGAAACACAAGCUCUACUACUUUGAAUGAUAGAAAUAGAUCAUUUCAGAAAGAAGAUAGUGUUCAGUUAUUAUCACAAGGAGCUGAAGAAAUGAAUGAGGAGUUGUAUGAAGCUGCUAAAAGAGGUGAUUCUACUGGUGUCCAGUCUGCACUGUCUCAAGGAGCUAAAGUGAACUAUCAGUAUCCUAAAGAGGAAGUUGAAAGCAUUGUAGCCCGGAGGACGGUGGACGGGAAGAAUGAAUAUUUAGUAAAAUGGAAAUAUCACACAGGGGCAAUGUGGACAAAGCUCCAUAAUUUGCAAUGUUUGGAGGCUAUUCUUAAUUUUGAAUGUUUUGGGGAGAGGUCUAUAGCUAGUAAUGAGCUCAAAGCUUGCAAGGUUACAACUGACAGUCAAGUGUUUAUAGAAUGGAAUAAUCCCAUUAGCAGUCACUUGCUAAAGCUACCAGUAGAUGUUGUAGAGAGGGUUGGUUCGUUACUUGAGGAAGAAGUGUCUAUAAGGGUGGGAAAUUAUGAUGUUAGGCCCAGUGGUCCUCACCCACCUGACCUGCUAGAAUUGCUUUGUGGGUUUAGAGACCUUCGGCAUAUGCAAGGCUGUUUAAAACCAGUCGAAUUAGAAAUGAAGUGCAAUACUACUGAUUCCGAUAUAACAUUCAAAUAUUUUAUUAAGGCACUGCAGCACUUUGCAGUUGAGAAGUGUAUCUAUAAUAACUGCGAAGUUACAUUGUACUCAAAAGUUGAGCCAAUACUCUGGAUGGCCACUAAGGAUAUGCCAGGUGUAAAAGUGGAAUGUGGAUUCAAUGUCAGAGGUACGAAGUACAAAGAGGAUAUCAUUGUGGUCAGAACGAACGUCCGGGGAGAGUACAUUCCUUUUUUUAUUAUUGAAUUAAAGCCUCUAAUUCAUAGCGACAUUAACGGCUGCUCCUUGCCAGAUGUGAAUGAAUGUUUCCUAUAUGGAAAAUAUAUCAUUGAAAAAUAUAAGUUACAUGAAGUUUCCUUGUUGUGUGCCCUUACUGAUGCGCAACACUGGCAUAUUUUUGAUUAUAAUGGUAUCGGGAUACAUAAGUAUUUUCAUUUUUGGAAUGGGAAAGACUACUUUCUAAUGCACGGAUAUCUACGUCAACUGAUCCAGUCUAAAUUUGAUGAGCUUCAGUGAACAUUUUGUCCUCAUUUCUUCUUUCUCUCUCUCUCUCA